This is a messenger RNA of Acanthochromis polyacanthus (spiny chromis), 1813 nucleotides long. RefSeq names its product PRP31 pre-mRNA processing factor 31 homolog (yeast) (gene prpf31). The record is from RefSeq and is a predicted model, not a curated record. The transcript has 14 exons. The coding region runs from base 160 to 1686 and encodes 508 amino acids. Lineage: Eukaryota; Metazoa; Chordata; Actinopteri; Pomacentridae. Gene Ontology annotation, cellular component: precatalytic spliceosome; U4/U6 x U5 tri-snRNP complex; U4 snRNP. Gene Ontology annotation, biological process: spliceosomal tri-snRNP complex assembly; mRNA splicing, via spliceosome.
UUAAUCUGCGACAAGCGACGCUACAAACAGUGGCGCACAAUCUCAAAGCACAAACAGAAGGAAAUAGCGCAAUAGAAGCGGAUUCACCGCAACACAAACGACCCGAAGUCUCCAGGAGACCCUUUUGUUUUCUAUUUUUAGUGAAUCUGAGCUUCCGAGAUGUCUCUGGCAGACGAGCUCCUGGCCGACCUGGAGGAGGCCGGAGACGAGGGGGAGGACGGACUGUACGCCGAGGGAGACGAGGGGGAGAUUGAUGGCGAUGCGAUUCAGGGAAGGACGGACGGAGGGCUGGAGGACAUCCCAGAGGAGAUGGAGGUGGACUACAGUAAAGCAGAGAGCGUCGCGUCCAUCGCCAAGCUCCGCAACAGCAAACAGUUCUCGGAGAUCAUGGACAAAAUUUCAGGAUACAUCGGAAAACAGCGCAAGAACUCGGAGGUCUCGGGUCCAGUGGAGGCCGACCCAGAAUACCGGCUGAUCGUAGCAGCAAAUAACCUCACAGUGGAGAUCGACAACGAGCUCAACAUCAUCCACAAGUUCACCAGAGACAAAUACUCCAAGAGGUUUCCGGAGCUCGAGUCUCUGGUUCCAGAUUCUUUAGACUACAUCCGUACGGUCAAGGAACUCGGGAACAAUCUGGAGAAAUGCAAAAACAAUGAAACUCUGCAGCAGAUCCUCACCAACGCCACCAUCAUGGUGGUCAGCGUCACGGCGUCCACCACUCAGGGGUCGAUGCUGACCGAGGACGAGCUGAAGCAGCUGGAGGAGGCCUGCGACAUGGCGCUGGAGCUGAACCAAUCCAAACACAGGAUUUAUGAAUACGUGGAGUCCAGGAUGUCCUUCAUCGCCCCCAAUCUGUCCAUCAUCGUCGGAGCGUCAACGGCGGCGAAGAUCAUGGGAAUCGCCGGAGGCCUCACCAACCUGUCCAAGAUGCCGGCCUGUAACCUGAUGCUGCUGGGAGCUCAGAGGAGAACGCUGUCGGGCUUCAGCAGCACCUCCCUGCUGCCCCACACCGGCUUCAUCUACCACUGUGACGUCGUCCAGUCUCUGCCGCCGGACCUCAGGAGGAAGGCGGCUCGUCUGGUGGCGGCUAAAUGCACUCUGGCAGCUCGAGUGGACAGUUUCCACGAGAGUUCAGACGGAAAGGUCGGCUAUGAUCUGAAGGAGGAGAUCGAGAGGAAGUUCGACAAAUGGCAGGAACCUCCACCGGUGAAGCAGGUCAAACCGCUGCCAGCUCCUCUGGACGGACAGAGGAAGAAGAGGGGAGGACGAAGGUACAGGAAGAUGAAGGAGCGACUCGGCCUCACGGAGAUCAGGAAACACGCCAACAGGAUGACCUUCGCUGAGAUCGAGGACGACGCCUACCAGGAGGAUCUGGGCUUCAGUCUGGGUCAGCUGGGGAAGAGCGGCAGCGGCAGAGUCCGGCAGGCUCAGGUCAACGAGGCCACCAAGGCCCGCAUCUCCAAAUCCCUCCAGAGGACGCUGCAGAAGCAGAGCAUGACGUACGGAGGGAAGUCCACGGUCCGAGAUCGAUCCUCAGGAACCAGCUCCAGUGUGGCCUUCACACCUCUACAGGGUCUGGAGAUCGUCAAUCCUCAGGCUGCAGAGAAGAAGGUGGCUGAAGCCAACCAGAAGUAUUUCUCCAACAUGGCCGAGUUCCUGAAAGUCAAGAAGGAAGCUAAGAUGUGAACACACUGUCACACACACACGGACACUGAGCAGAGUGUUUUCAGGUCGCUGUUGUGCUUCGUCCUGGAUUUUACUUUCGUUUUUGGUUUUAUUGUUUCUCAGUUUGAAUAAAGAUGUGAAGAUUCCA